AUGGAUCUUGUCAUAGCCGCUGUCGCAGGUGAUCUCUCGAACCGUUUCAUCUCUUUCCUGAUGAACAAGUACGCAGAUCACGCGUGCUUGGAGGAGAAGGUGGAGAGGCUGCAACACCUCUUGCUGAGAGUUGGCAUGGUCGUCGAGGAGGCAGACUCGCGGUACAUCACCAACUCUUGUAUGCUCAUACAGCUGAAGACCCUAGCAGCAGCCAUGUACCAAGGCCACCAUGCGCUUGACACCAUCAAGUAUGGAAAACACAAAGAUGUUGCUGAGGAAUUGGUAUGUGACGCAUCCGCCUUACCUGUUUCUACUCCUUACAAACGUUCUCGCACAAUCGGUACUCGUGGAACAAACAAGGUUCUCGAACCAGACUUGCAAAGUGCGCUGCAGAACCUAGAGGCUAGUGUUGCUAACAUGGCGGAGUUUGUCGUGCUUUUGGGGGGAUGCGAGCGCAUCUCUCGUAGACCCUAUGAUGCAUAUCUUUACAUCGAUAACUUCAUGUUUGGUCGCCAUGUCGAGAGGCAGCAGAUCAUCAGGUUCUUGCUGGACCACAACACUCCUGGUUCUCCGGCCGUGCUUCCAAUCAUUGGUGACGCUGGAGUUGGGAAGAAAACUCUUGUGGUCCAUGUAUGCAAUGAUGAGAGGGUGCGUUCUCACUUUUCUAUGAUUUUGCACCUGAAUGGAGAUGAACUAUUCAGAAUGACAGACCAUGAAAAAUUGUCAGGGAGGAUACUGAUAGUUAUUGAGUUUGUUUCAUAUAUAGAUGAAGAUGACUGGACAAUGUUCCAUAAUUUUUUUAUGAACAUGGACAGAGGAAGCAAGGUGAUGAUCGUAGGUCGAUUCGUAGAGCUAGAGAAGUUUGGAACUGUUAAAUCUAUAUCCCUGAAAUGUCUGGCAUUAGAAGAGUUCAGGUACCUGUUCAAGACACUCGCAUUCGGAAGUGCGAACCCGACAGAUUAUCCUCGAUUAGUCGCGAUGGUGGAAGAGUUUGUCAUGGUGUUGGGAGGCUCACUCAUAUUAGCAAAUGUGCUUGCAGAUGCACUGAGGAAAAAUCUGGGUGCCCGUUUCUGGAUGUACAGGUUGAACGCGGUCAGAGAUAUGGUGAAGGCGAACAUUUCUUGUUUCGGCGCCCAUCCACAGGUGCUUCUGAAUCGAGGUCACCCAGUGCACCUAAUCGGCGGCAACAUUUUGACUCCUGCUGCUCCAUCGCACGUUCUAGACUGUGCUAUCGGUAUGGCUAAUGCUCCGGAAGAUGCUCUACCUAGGAUUAUGUUUGGGGACUUAAUAUCAGCAGCAGGUCACCUUGUCUUACCCAAAGGAGAUUUUAGGCUAAUUUCAUGGGAAUCAAGGCUACCGCCUUAUACACAAUUUAUUCACUUGGUGCACUCUGUUCCAAGCUGCCCCAAUGAUAAAACUGUAACAUCCUUGUCAGGGAAGAAGCGUCCGAGUUUAUUUGCCUAA
Messenger RNA from Triticum turgidum subsp. durum (durum wheat), 1464 nucleotides. NCBI's taxonomy places the organism in Eukaryota, Viridiplantae, Streptophyta, Magnoliopsida, Poales, Poaceae. The record is from the annotation of a GenBank genome assembly.